GUCAAAAAUAUUUCAUGAAAUGGACGCGUUUGCUAUGUCGAUUUGUAGAAUUUAUUGAAAUAAUCAAUUUCAAGUAUUUCGACGCUUUAAAUUUGUUAUUUCUAUGAUUUCAGUAUAAUGGAUAAAAUACCUAGGACACAUGAAGCUAUCGAAGCUCAAAUUAGAGAAAUACAAUCUAAAAAGAAUGAGUUACCAGAAAAUGGCUCCAGUAAGGGUGUGCCACGAGAAACCUAUUAUGACAGUGAUAUAUAUGACAAUGCUGGACAAGGGGGCAAGUCGAGGUACGAUGGCUAUGUGACUUCAAUUGCUGCUAAUGAUGAAGUAGAAGAUGAAGAUGUAGAGAAUGUACCUGUAUCACAGAAAAGGGGAGGUUAUACUGCACCAGCUUCUUUGCUCAAUGAUAUUGCCCAGAGUGAUAAAGAUUAUGAUCCAUUUGCUGAUAAAAGAAGACCAACCAUUGCAGACAGAGAAGAUGAAUACCGCCAGAAACGGCGUAGGAUGAUUAUAUCACCUGAACGUAUGGACCCAUUUGCUGAAGGGGGCAAAACACCGGAUGUUGGGUCUAGAACCUACACAGAAAUUAUGAAAGAACAGUAUUUGCGAGCUGAGGAAACAGAACUGAGGAAAAAGCUUUUGGAACGGGCGCGAGAAGGAACCCUGAAACCAGUGGCACAAUCAAAUGGUGAAGCCAAUAAGGUGGCUCCGGCAAAACGUAAAGGAAGAUGGGAUCAAAGCUCAGAAGAUACUCCUUCUGCUAAGAAACCUGUUUCGGCCACACCCAGCUCCCAAGCUACUCCAUCUUGGGAUACAGAGAGAGGCGCAUGGGAAGAGACGCCGGGUGCGGGCGGGCGCGGCGGCGAGACGCCCGGCGCGACGCCGUCGGCGCGCGUGUGGGACGCCACGCCGGGCCACGCCACGCCGGGCCACGCCACGCCGGGCCGCGACACGCCCGCGCAGCACGCCUCCAGGCGCAACCGCUGGGACGAGACGCCCAAGACUGACCGCGAAACCCCCGGCCACAACAGCGGCUGGGCGGAGACUCCUCGCACCGACCGCGGCGUCGGCGUCGACACGAUACAAGAGACGCCGACGCCGGGCACCAAGCGGCGGUCGCGCUGGGACGAGACCCCCGGCGCCACGCCCGCCGCCGCCACGCCCACGCCAUCGCACGCCACUCCGUCGCACGCGACGCCAUCGCACGCCACGCCAUCGCACGCAACGCCAACGCCGCACACGCCCGUCUUCACACCGGGAGGAUCAACUCCUGUGGGAGUGAAAGCUAUGGCAAUGGCCACACCCACGCCCGGUCACGUGGCCGCCAUGACUCCCGAGCAGCUUCAAGCGUACCGCUGGGAGAAAGAAAUAGACGAGCGAAACCGUCCCUACACCGACGAAGAAUUGGAUGCCAUGUUCCCAGCUGGGUACAAGGUUUUGCCCCCACCGGCCGGUUACGUGCCGAUCCGCACGCCGGCGCGCAAGCUGACGGCGACGCCGACCCCGCUGGGCGGUACCCCAAUCGGCUUUUUCAUGCAGACGGAGGAGGCGGGCGGCUCGGCGGCGGCGGCGGCCAGGCUGCUCGACCCCCAGCCCAAGGGCGCGCAGCAGCUGCCGUUCAUGAAGCCGGAGGACGCGCAGUACUUCGACAAGCUGCUCAUAGAUGUGGACGAGGACGCGCUUUCGCCUGAGGAACUUAAGGAGAGGAAGAUUAUGAAGCUGCUGCUCAAGAUUAAGAAUGGAACCCCGCCAAUGUGCAAAGCUGCCUUACGCCAGAUCACUGACAAAGCGCGCGAGUUCGGAGCGGGUCCGCUGUUCAACCAGAUAUUGCCGCUGCUCAUGAGCCCUACACUCGAGGACCAAGAACGACAUUUGCUGGUUAAAGUCAUCGACAGGAUCUUGUAUAAACUUGACGACUUGGUCCGACCUUAUGUGCACAAAAUUUUGGUGGUGAUCGAACCGCUUCUAAUCGACGAAGACUACUACGCUCGCGUCGAAGGCAGGGAGAUAAUCUCGAACUUGGCGAAGGCGGCCGGGCUGGCCACUAUGAUCUCAACCAUGCGGCCCGAUAUCGACAAUAUCGACGAGUACGUGCGCAACACCACCGCUAGAGCGUUCGCUGUUGUGGCUUCGGCUUUAGGUAUUCCAUCGCUUCUGCCUUUCUUGAAGGCUGUUUGUCGCUCAAAGAAGUCUUGGCAAGCGCGACACACCGGUAUCAAAAUCGUGCAACAGAUUGCCAUUUUGAUGGGAUGUGCUAUAUUGCCUCAUCUCAAAUCACUUGUGGAAAUUAUUGAGCACGGACUGGUCGACGAGCAGCAAAAAGUGCGCACCAUCACGGCUUUAGCGAGCGCAGCCCUGGCCGAGGCCGCCACUCCGUACGGCAUCGAAUCAUUCGACUCCGUGCUCAAGCCCCUCUGGAAAGGUAUCCGCACCCACCGAGGAAAAGGUCUGGCUGCGUUCCUCAAGGCCAUUGGUUACCUCAUACCGCUCAUGGACGCCGAAUACGCCAAUUAUUAUACUCGGGAAGUGAUGCUUAUCCUCAUCCGUGAGUUUCAGUCGCCCGAUGAGGAAAUGAAGAAGAUUGUGUUGAAGGUAGUAAAACAGUGCUGUGGCACGGACGGUGUGGAGCCGCAGUACAUAAUGGACGAGAUCUUGCCGCACUUCUUCAAACAUUUCUGGAAUCAUCGCAUGGCCCUGGACAGGCGGAACUACCGCCAACUCGUUGACACCACUGUGGAAAUCGCUAACAAAGUCGGUGCAUCAGAAAUAAUAAACAGAAUUGUUGACGAUUUGAAAGACGACAAUGAACAGUACAGAAAGAUGGUGAUGGAAUCCAUAGAGAAAAUUCUUGCCAAUUUGGGCGCGGCCGAUAUCGACUCAAAACUCGAGGAAGCCUUAAUCGACGGCAUUUUAUAUGCCUUCCAAGAACAAACCACAGAGGACGUGGUAAUGCUAAACGGUUUCGGCACGAUAGUGAACCAGCUGGGCAAGCGCGUGAAGCCUUACCUGCCGCAGAUCUGCGGUAUAAUUCUGUGGCGCAUGAACAACAAGUCCGCCAAAGUGAGGCAGCAGGCCGCCGACCUUAUAUCGAGAAUCGCUGUCGUCAUGAAGACGUGUCAGGAGGAAAAAUUAAUGGGACAUCUUGGUGUCGUCCUUUACGAAUACUUGGGUGAAGAGUACCCUGAAGUGUUGGGAUCUAUAUUGGGAGCUCUCAAAGCAAUCGUCAACGUCAUUGGUAUGACUAAAAUGACACCGCCCAUCAAAGAUCUUCUCCCGAGACUUACACCAAUUUUGAAGAACAGACACGAAAAAGUACAAGAGAAUUGCAUAGAUUUGGUUGGUCGUAUCGCCGAUCGUGGGCCCGAGUUUGUGUCUGCUAGGGAAUGGAUGAGAAUAUGCUUCGAGUUGUUGGAACUCCUGAAGGCUCACAAAAAAGCAAUUAGAAGAGCGACAGUCAAUACAUUCGGUUACAUUGCAAAAGCUAUCGGUCCACAUGACGUAUUAGCAACCCUGCUAAAUAACUUGAAAGUACAGGAACGACAGAACAGAGUAUGUACUACUGUCGCGAUUGCCAUUGUGGCGGAGACAUGUUCGCCAUUCACAGUAUUGCCCGCUUUGAUGAACGAGUAUAGAGUCCCCGAGUUGAACGUGCAAAAUGGAGUUCUGAAGUCAUUGUCUUUCUUGUUCGAGUAUAUUGGAGAAAUGGGCAAAGACUAUAUUUAUGCUGUUUGCCCAUUAUUAGAAGACGCUCUUAUGGACAGAGAUUUGGUGCAUCGUCAAACUGCGUGUGCAGCGAUAAAACACAUGGCACUCGGCGUUUAUGGAUUUGGGUGCGAGGACGCCCUCAUCCAUUUGCUGAAUCACGUUUGGCCGAACAUUUUUGAGACCUCACCUCAUCUUGUUCAGGCGUUCAUGGACGCUGUGGAAGGAAUGCGAGUUGCACUCGGACCUAUCAAAAUACUUCAAUAUGCAUUACAGGGACUCUUUCAUCCAGCGAGAAAGGUUCGCGACGUUUAUUGGAAAAUCUACAACACACUGUACAUCGGAGGACAGGACGCUUUGGUCGCCGGAUAUCCAAGAAUACAAAACGAUCCCAAUAAUCAUUUCCAGAGAUACGAGUUAGACUACAUAUUGUAACACUAGAAUUACUUCACGUUAAGCUUAAAGUAGUUAUUAGUUUGAUUUGUCUUAAAAGUAAAAAUGAAUAAUUAUAGACUUAUUUGAAUUAUAAGACUCUGGAGUGGCAUUUUGUAAGAAUCUAAUGACUAUAAAUUAACAUGCAAUAUUUUCUUUGCUAAUAGUCGGUAAUAACAGCAGAUCAAUAUAACGUGAGGUGUGUUCGUGCCUCUAGAUGAAGUAAUUUUCGUUGAAUUUAUAAUUAAUUUUCCAGGCGAUAAAUAGAAUUUGUUUCUAUAGUUCGUGUUUUUUCGCACUUGGUAAUGUGAUUCUUUACAUACCCUCGUUAAAUUUUCUGUCGGCUGAAAAAAGCACAUUUACAACCAUGGAACAUACCAUCCAUUAUAGUAUACAUAUUUACGAUUCCACUGCAUAGUUUUUAAUCUCCUUUGAGUUUCGUUGAAAUAAAAAUAUUUUGAUAAAUUUUGUUCCCAUUUUUCCCAAGAAGUGAAUCUUAUCAUGUAUUUGAUUUCUUUUUACAUGCAUUCAUUUCCUAUAAAUUUUUCAUUUGGCUCAUUAAAAAAAUGGAAAUAAUCCACAGUGGUUAUUCAAGACAAUUUUGUGAAAUUAAACUACGACUAUAAAGAUAUUGCAAGUUAAUGAGGGAUAUAGUCGAAUCUUUUAUUUUGUUCUGUGUCGACUACACGAAAAAAUGUAAAACACUUGAGAGAUUCUUAAUAAAGAAAGACCUGAAGGUGUAAUAA
Amyelois transitella is the source of this 4874-nucleotide messenger RNA. It is a transcript of the gene Sf3b1, whose product is annotated as splicing factor 3B subunit 1. The record is from RefSeq and is a predicted model, not a curated record. The transcript has 21 exons. Gene Ontology annotation, biological process: spliceosomal complex assembly. The coding region runs from base 118 to 4131 and encodes 1337 amino acids. Gene Ontology annotation, molecular function: mRNA binding. Gene Ontology annotation, cellular component: U12-type spliceosomal complex; U2-type prespliceosome; catalytic step 2 spliceosome. NCBI's taxonomy places the organism in Eukaryota, Metazoa, Arthropoda, Insecta, Lepidoptera, Pyralidae.